Messenger RNA from Funneliformis geosporum, 304 nucleotides. The record is from the annotation of a GenBank genome assembly. NCBI's taxonomy places the organism in Eukaryota, Fungi, Glomeromycota, Glomeromycetes, Glomerales, Glomeraceae.
AUGUUAAGAAGUUUUCUAAAAAUUCGAAAUUAUCAUAUGAGAGACAAAAACAAAAGGAAAAAUGCCAAUACUCUUUCCAACAUCUGCCUGGAGAUAAAUAGAAAUAUAGAGACAGAAAGAUCGGAAAAAGAAAAUUUGUCUAAUAGUUUACCAAAAACUGCAAGAAAGCAAAUUUAUAAUGAAAUGAAGCCAUAUCUUACACAUGUUUCAAUUGGAUAUCUACAAAUAAUGACUUGUAAAGCAAGAAAAAUCAAUAAGUUAUUUGGAUAUAAAUAUGACCCUAUAACUCUAAAAAAGAUUAAAG